This is a messenger RNA of Seminavis robusta, 2250 nucleotides long. Lineage: Eukaryota; Bacillariophyta; Bacillariophyceae; Naviculales; Naviculaceae. The record is from the annotation of a GenBank genome assembly.
AUGGAUCUGCUUACUACAACCGUCUCCAAGACCGGCAGCACGCUGGGAAAGGGUGCCGGAUUGUUUGGAAAGACCGCUCUGAAUAUCGGAAAGACAGCUAGCAAUGCAGCUACCAAGACUGGAAGCGCUGUGGGCAAAGGAGGGGUUGCAGUGGGUCGUCUGGGAGUGGCAGCGGGUGGUGCUGUUGGAAAAACUGUAGCAGCUACUGGAGGGGCUGUUGGAAAAACUGUAGCAGCUACUGGAGGGGCUGUGGGAAAAACCGCAGUGGCUGCAGGAGGUGCCGUGGGAAAAGCUGGAGGUGCUGUAGGAAAAACUGCCAUUGUUGGUGCUUCCAUGGGUGUCACAGCUGUAGCGUCAGCCGGUGGUGCCGUGGGAAAAACUGCCGCCAGUACCUUGAAACGAACGUCUUCUGGCAACGGCCUUCGGAGGCGACGACAACAACAAGCCGAGGAUGUGACCUCUAUGGAAAUCUUUUGCUCCGAGUUUUACACCGAACAGUUUGUUCUGGAAGAGAUUGAAAAGGCCAAGAAAGACUCCAAAGUCAUCUUCCUUAAAUUUGAAGAUUUGAUUCUACGAGAACGGCCCAAACUCUUCCAGGCCGCCACUCAAUUGUUACGUGACACGGCAACCACCAUGGAGGACGUGGCGGACGAAAUGAUUCAGGACGAAUCCGAUAUGGAUAAUAGUUGGAGAAGCAUUGGAAGUCGAAGCCGCGGCCGACGCAACACCAACAAUAGCAACAAUAUCAAGAGGAUUUGGAGCGAAGUCUCCUUUGUGGACGCCAUUAGUGACUCUAUCGAUUAUCAAGCGUUUGUCCACGGAUUGGAUACGUUCCAAAAAAAGCUCAAACUCAAAAACGUCACCGGUGUACCCAUCAAAUUCAAAGCCAAGAUUGAACUCCACACCAUGAUGAGCGUGUCGGCUGUGCUCAUGCUGCUCAAGGAAAUUGAAGAAGAUGAAACCAUCACAAACAUCGAAUUCCCUUCGCUAUCCCGAAACAUCAAGAAAGUGCCGGCCGGGUUUAUUAAAAACUUUGACGUGAAUGCACAGCAAUGGAAAGAAGAUGCCACGUCGAUGGAGAUUUGGCUUCGGUACGGAGAACAAGAUCUGCUGAACGGAAGCCGAGGCCACAACAGCAGUGCAUAUGCUCUCAAUGUGCUUGACGACGAUGAUGACGACGACAUUUCUCCCCAGGAUAUCAUCAAAGCCUGUCGUCGCCGCUUGGACAAGAACUCACCGAAACGGAAAAAGAAGGCUGCUCGGACGAACAGUGCCUUGACCAGCGGCAAUAGUAGCCAUCACAGUGGUGGCACCAACAGAACCAGCGACGAUUCCUUCUCAUGGGCCGAAGAGUGUUCGGUGAUGGAAAAGAACGACUCGACACUGGACGAAUCGGGCCAUUAUGGCGACGACACCGAGAUGCCUGCGAAACGACCUUCGAGGCCCGUGCCACGAGAAAAAGCAAAGAGGGUCACUUCAUCGCCAACAUCUCCAAAGAGGGUGCCGAAGGAAGGAGACAAGCUUCGGGCAACAUCCGAGCACAUUUCGCCUCGUAGACCUCGUAGAACCGCGGCAACCAUGGAAACCCCGAAGUCGCCACUCAAACGAGUAUCAUCGGCACCAAAGUCGACAGUCAGUGGAACUGCCAAGCCCAAAAAACCAGUCUUGAGAACAGUAUCGGCACCCAAGGCAGCAGUCGACAGAAUCCCAAGGAAAACAAUCUCCUCGAACGAGACCACCAGUGACAAAAGAGAUGUCAUGAAGAAAGAACUAUCGUUCUCAUGGGACUCGGACAACGAAAUCCUGCAAAAGGAAGGUGUGGUCCCCCCGAAACUAGCCUCAGAGCCGGUGGUCCGCAAAGCAAGGCAACUGUCGCCCAAGAGAAACAGUGAAAAGCCAGCACCUCUUAAGGCGAAACCGUCCAAGGAAGGGAAAAAGCCCCGUGCUGUCUCUCUCAACAACGCACCCAAGAGAAAGCCAAAGGCUGGGCCGCCGAAAGCGUUGUCUCAAAGCAGCUCGCCCAAGCGAGACUCCGAUUCCAUGGACGACUCGUCCUCGCGUCGCCGCCUUCCCAGAAAUGAACCAAGAAACUCCGUGACGUUGGCAGCAGAAGACGCAACAACCCCCAAGAAGAGGAUAUCAGGCAGCAAAUCUUCACCAAAGAGUUCAUCCAACGCGUCUCCUAAGAAAUCACCCGCCAGCAAAUCUCCAACUCGACCAUUGUCGCCUGUGGCUACUCCUUCAGCCUAA